AUAAAAGAAAAUUAUUUUGCAGUUCAUUCUCAUCUCCAAAUUUAUUUGUGUGUGGGGGGGGGGAAUUCUAAUUUGUGUUUUUUUUUGUUUAGUCAAUCAGAAAACGAAUUUAGGACGACGAGUCAUUUUUAUUUUAAUUGUAUCCGAUUGAAAUCUCAGGUCCAGUACGUAAUAAGGGAGGAAGAGGAGGAGGUUGAUUUAAAGGGUGUAUUUUUUAAGAACUUAGGUUUUGAGAUAUUGGGGUUGGAUUAAUUUUAGAUUUAAGUUUAUAUCUGUAUUAAUUAUGGGAUUAUGGAGUAAAGGUGGGGGGGAUGUGGUGGGGGACGACGGUGACGGAGGAGUUGGUGGUGCUGAUGGAGGCGAUGGUGUUGAUUGCGAAAAUGGAGGGAAAUCGUUCGGUUUGGUUUCAUGCUCGAUUUGCCUUGAAUCGGUUACUGAUAAUGGGGAUCGAUCGUGUGCUAAGCUUCAAUGUGGGCAUCAAUUUCAUUUGGAUUGCAUUGGUUCAGCAUUCAACAUAAAGGGUGCAAUGCAAUGCCCUAAUUGUAGGAAAAUUGAAAAAGGUCAAUGGCUUUAUGCCAACGGUAGCCGUUCUUACACGGAAUUUAAUGUGGAUGAUUUGACACAUGAUGACCUUAACAAUCUAAGUUACUCUGAAAUGUCACUUGGAGUUCACUGGUGUCCGUUUGUAAGCUCAGCACGACUUCCUUCAUUUGAGGUAGGAGAGUUUUCAUCAAUCUCAUAUCAUGAGUUAUUGGGACCGCAAGCCAUCUUUGCCGAACAUUCAGCAUCUGCAGCUCAUCCAUGUCCUUAUGUUGCUUACUUCGGGCCAACUAUUCAUCCCUCAUCCUCGAAUUCCAGUGGAAAUGUUCCAGAUAGUUCUAGUUUCAACGGUCACUGGAAUGGUCCAUCAGUGCCUCGUGAGAUACCUACAUCUUAUGCUUUUCCUGCCAUGGAUCUCCAUUAUCAUAGCUGGGAGCAUCAUUCUCCUCCGUUCUCCACAUCAAGCAGUCGAAUUGGUAAUUCCGAUCAACCUUCAAAUCUGCCUAUCAGUCAAAGGUCUACCAGGAGCAGCUCUGAUAUGCCAAGACCAGGAUCUUUUAUGCUUCCAUUUGUUGUUGGCCACAGUUCUGGUGCAAGAGCAGGGAGUUCAGUUGCUCCCACGUUGAUCCAUCCUUACCCUGGUAGUAAUGCUCGAGCCCGUGAUAGAGUUCAGGCUCUCCAGGCAUACUAUCAACCACAACAUCCUAGCACUUCGCCAGGCAUACGGACACCCAUUAUUUCCAGCUCCCGAAGAUCAAGCAGUCAUAGAAGUCAUGUUCAAGCUGGGUCAGCAGCCUCAUCAUCUGACCAGGUGGGUGGCUUCUAUUUCAUUCCAUCUGGCCGUAACUUUCCAGAGGCAGAAAAUCUUCUACCGACUCGGUUCCAUGGAUGGGAAAGAGAUCAUUUCCCUCCAUUUUCACUAAACCAGGUUGACAGAGAACCCAGUUGGGGCAGAUUCCAUCAAUCCGCUGCUGGUGCAUCAGAUCCCGGUGUGAGAUCCAUCAGCUUUCGCCACAGGCACGGAUCUGAGAGGAUGCAAUGACAAGAUCAUUCAUAGCUGAUCUUUCCGCAUUUUACAACCUUACUGGGUGAAGCAAAACUACCCCUACCAUGAAUGAAACUAAAAAGGUUAUGUGUGCUUUGAGAGAUAGAUAUAUGGUGCUUGAAACUGUCGAUCCUCGCAGGCUGAAAAACUUUGAAUGCGGCUUCGGAAUCAAUAAUUUCGGUAGCUGCACGGUGUUUGUGCUGGACGUGGCUUCCUCCUUUGCUUCCUUUGGCUUUGAGGCAUGUCAAAUAAAAUAUUUUAAGAAAUGUUGGAUGGUAUAACCGUAUUAAGCAUUGCUUUGCACUUGCACGUGGUUGAAUUGAAUGAA
Molecule: messenger RNA, 1913 nt
Organism: Hibiscus syriacus
Lineage: Eukaryota; Viridiplantae; Streptophyta; Magnoliopsida; Malvales; Malvaceae
Product: E3 ubiquitin-protein ligase RFI2-like
Exons: 6
Coding region: 284-1582 (432 amino acids)
Molecular function (GO): ubiquitin-protein transferase activity
Source: RefSeq, a predicted model, not a curated record